AUGUGCUAUCUGCUCUCUAAAGGCGAGGCUAACCGUGUGAGAUUUGUUGCCUGGGUGCCGGUGGUUGCAGAGAUUGUGUUGAUGUUGUGGACUUACUACGUAUACGUCAUCUGCCUGUGUUACUUUAGCUGCGACGUGCCAGUGGAAGCCGGCGUCUUGCUGAUGCUCUAUCACUCUCUGUUGGGGCUCACCCUGUGGUGCCACUGCAAGUCCCUGGCCACCCCGCCCAUGGUGCCACCCCAGGAGUUCCACUACGACGAGGCCCAGUGGAACAAGCUCAACAACGAGUACUUGUGGAUACAGAGGCGCGAGGAGAUGGAGAAUCUGAGGCUCAAGCUGGGGAUAAGAACCAUACAAGCCUCAAUGGGUCGAGGUCUGCUAGUCUACUGCCAGCAGUGCAAGGUCAUCAAGCCGGACCGGUGCCAUCACUGCUCGAGGUGUGGAGUCUGCGUGCUGAAGAUGGACCACCACUGCCCCUGGAUCAACAACUGCGUGGGUUUCCACAACUACAAGUACUUCCUGCUGUUUGUCGUCUACUGUCUGGCCUACUGCAUCUUAGUACCGCUGACCUCCCUGCGCUUCAUCGUCGCCUUUUUCAUGGACGCCUACAACGGGGUGGAUAUUUCUGGUGACUAUAACAGAAUUCAGAUCAUUGUCAUGACGGUGUUUCUGAUCAUCACGGGUGUGGCCCUGCUGCCGCUGCUAAAACUGCACUGGAGCCUGGUGUGUACCAACACCACCACCCUGGAGAACACGCGGCCCCUGGGACUGGUCGGGAAGGCACCGGACAUCCGGCUCUUCGAUAUGGGUCUCUCAGAAAAUCUGCGCCACAUCUUUGGCCACCGCAAACUGUUGUGGUUGUUUCCCGUGUUCACCAGUGUCGGAGACGGCUGUCACUUCCCGCUGAGGGAUGAUUUUCUUCUCGACAAGGAGGCGGAUUUCAAUAAGAACAAAGACUGGUGCCUCGCGGACCAGGGUAUUAGCUUAUGUGCUGACAGGGGAGAGGUUGUUUUGUAUCUGGACAGCGAAGAUAGAAACAGAGGAAAUACUGUAUUGGAGAGGGUCAGUAAAGAUAAAAACAGGGAAAUGACUGUCUUGGAUGGAGAGUGUGAAGCUACAAACGGGAGUAAUCAUGUCUUGGAAAAAGAGAAUAAAUAUACAAAGAUAAAAGUUGUCAAAGAAAGGAACAUCGAAAAUCCUAACAGAACAAAUAAUUGCGAAAUUCCACCCGACAGAACACUGACAUAA
Messenger RNA from Candidula unifasciata, 1248 nucleotides. Lineage: Eukaryota; Metazoa; Mollusca; Gastropoda; Stylommatophora; Geomitridae. The record is from the annotation of a GenBank genome assembly.